Austrofundulus limnaeus is the source of this 2833-nucleotide messenger RNA. RefSeq names its product IKAROS family zinc finger 2 (gene ikzf2). The record is from RefSeq and is a predicted model, not a curated record. Gene Ontology annotation, molecular function: DNA-binding transcription factor activity; RNA polymerase II cis-regulatory region sequence-specific DNA binding. NCBI's taxonomy places the organism in Eukaryota, Metazoa, Chordata, Actinopteri, Cyprinodontiformes, Rivulidae. Gene Ontology annotation, biological process: regulation of transcription by RNA polymerase II.
UUGGCAAACCAUACAAAUGCAACUACUGCGGACGGAGUUACAAGCAGCGGACAUCUCUGGAAGAACACAAAGAGCGUUGCCACAGUUAUCUGCAGGGUAUUGGCUUAGAUCCUACAACCAACACUGGAUCUUACACAGGUGAAGUUAUAAAGGAGACCAGACCCAUGGCAGAAUCCAACAUGUUGYCUACAUUUGAUAGGGCACCUGUUAUUGAAAGGCUACCCACCAAUGUUGGYAAGAGGAAGAGCACUACGCCUCAAAAAUUUGUGGGAGACAAGAUGAUUCGCUACAGCUAUUCUGACAUAGGCUAUGGGUUGCACCCAAAGUACGAAAACCGUCCUGAGCUGAUACCAGCACACUUGAUGGACCAGACUAUCAACAAUGCGAUGUCAUAUCUGGGAUCAGACACCCUACGACCCAUGCUCCACCAUCCUGGUCCUUCAUUAUCUAUGGGUGAGGUGUUGCCUAUUGUCAACCCUCUUUUCCAUCCUGUCCUACCACUGAGCCAGCAAACAGACCGCCCAGGAAACUGUGACACACUUCAUCCUCAGCCACCCCAACACCACGAGUUCCCUGGCCAUCCCUCCUUAAAUGGCCCCACUGCCUUUGCUAAGCAGAACAAGCCACUCCUGUCUGGACAAGCAGAAUCACCUAAUAACAGCGGUGUCGACUCCGCUGACUCAGCUCGCAGCAGCCCUCAGGACAGACAGGGCUACCAUGGUAGCAACGCCUCUUCAGGCCCCAGAUCUCGAUCCAGUCCAGCUGUAAUAAGUUCGGUUGAGCGAGUUAUUGUCGCGUCACCCAGCAGCGGGACAGGAGCAGGAACGGGGAUGAUGAAAGUGGCCCCAGAGAGGUCUGUGAUCCAGGAAGGUGUGCGGGUGUUUGGACGAGAGGGCCAUGAGUUGCGAGCCUUCCAGUGUGAGCACUGCCGUGUGCUUUUCCUGGACCACGUCAUGUACACCAUCCACAUGGGCUGUCAUGGAUAUCGAGAUCCACUGGAGUGCAACAUUUGCGGUCAUCGAAGCAAGGACCGCUAUGAGUUCUCCUCACACAUAGUUCGAGGUGAGCACACGUUCCACUAAGAGGAUGGGCCACGGUAAAGGAGACGCUUCAGAAAUGAAAGGAGCAAUAGUCUGCUGUUCAUCCUUACUCUUCUGAAACUGCAUAGCUAAAUGGCACUGUCAAGUGUAGCACAAUCAAAAGACUUAUUUUUAAGCUACCUAUAAACUGGAAUUGUUGAACAAUCAUAUGAAGGUAUGGGCCAAAGACACAUUUUUUAAACUUAUUUAAAUACUUUAGAGAAAAUGAAAUGUGUUUGUUUUGGAUAUAUAUAUCUUUUUUUUCCUUUUAAAAAUGCAAUGAUUUAGUAACAGAGUAGCUAUUAGAUGUUUUGACUGCUUUUUUUUUUAUUAGACAGUCACAUUUUUCCGCUUCUGCGUUUUAAGCUUAAAUAUCACAAUGACAGUGAAUGCAUGGAGGCAUAUCAUAAUCACAUACCUUGUAAGCUCAUGAUGGUGUAGAAUUUAAAUAUCAACUAUAUUUACUAACAGAAGUGAGAACAUAAUACAAAAAAGGCUCAAACAUUUAGCAGAUAUUCAUUACAAACUUUAAAUAAGUUUGGAAGUUAUUGUAACUCAUAUACAAUGAAAAAAGUACUGCAUAUAUCUAAAUGUUUAAAUUCUGCAAAUAUGUCAGAUUUUAAUCUUUUCAAGGCUAAUUUAAUUUUGUGAAGUAAAUGAAUCAGAAUAUUACCACUUUUGCUAAUGCUAUUUGUUUCACUAAUUGUUUAAUUCAGUCUUAUGUGGGCAUCUCUAAACAGAGCUUCUACUCAUCUUGCACUUAUAAGGUAAAGUAUUAGAAUAUGAAAUAAAAYCACAGUUGAACCACAAAAGUCACCAAUGUGUUCACCUCUGUGRUUUAAAAAAUAUUGGCAGGGACCAUGCAUUUAAUGUCCUUUUCUUUUACAUUAUGAGACAAAUCGUGUUGCCUUCAGCUUUAGCACAGCAUUAGAAUCUUAAACUUUAUGCAUUUAGAUUUUAAACUAUAAGACUAUAUUGAUCAGUGGAGAAAGGGUAAUUGUUUUCCAGCUGAUGUCCUUAAAUUCUACAAUUAACUACCUGGCUGUAAGACAGUGCUUUGUGGAAAAUAAGCCCCAAGAUAUUUUGUUAAGACUCAAUUUAGCAGUUUACCUUAACUCAUGUUUAUUAGACAUUUUAUCUGUUAUACUUUGAAUUUUGUUUUUGAAAGGAAAAGUGUAUUGUUGCACCACAGUAAAGUUAUGCUAGUCUGUCCCCAUUGCACAGAAAAAAAAAACAACUAAAUUUAUUGAAUCUAGCACUUAGAUGUCUGCAUAUUAGCUUUAAUCAUGCUAGAAUAGGGCUUAUCUUUUUUUCUACUCCUCUUAGAUGCCAUCUCAUGAACAUGCAACACACUAAGGUCUGUCAUGUUCCCUUCUUGUCUUAAUUUUGCUCUCUGCGUUUCUAUAUGUCACCACCUUCAUGCAUGACCUUUUACAAUAAAGAUCAAAAAAGGACAAGUGUGUGCAAAAGAAUAAGUUAACAGAGGGUGUUCGUCAUGUAUUGUACUACUAUUGAGAAGGCACUUAUGAAAACUGUAGCUCAUGUUCCAAACCACCUCAAUAGGCCUCUAAUUAUUACGACUUUUUUUGAAACAAAAUGUAAAGGGCAACUAAGGCACCCCCACUCAAGUAAAGUGAAGGAUAAUAAAUGUUGAUUUAACAGGCCAGUUGUGUUUUUUCCACCCUUAUGAAACAAAUCAAGAUUGGGUUAGGUAGUUGGUCCAAAUCAUGCACUUUAUGUAUCAUUUAAGGCAU